UUUUGUCUCCAUCUUUUACAGUCUGUUAUCUCUAAACGUAUGUCUCUUCUGCUAAUCAAUAGGUCUCUUAUUCCCUGCUGUCACUACCGUUAAGCUAGCGGUUCCUGGAAUUCCAUGUCAAAACUGGCUCACCUAUUCUAAUCAACACGUAUUCGUAUUUCGCGUACAAGGCAAAUCCGAAGCAAGUAUAGCUCGAUUUCGUGAUGUUCCAGCCUAACCAGGCGAUUAUAGAGCCCGUCUCCCAUCUUCACUGCGAUAACUUGUUGUUCGCUUAGAUCGACGCAAUCCGAUGGUUUCAUUAAAUAUAGUGUAGUUGUGGUGGUAAGGAAAGCUGGGGAGCCGCUGGUGAUAGAGGAGGUGAUUGUGGUUCCUCCCAAAUCCGAUGAAGUUCCCAUCAAGAUUAUCUGCACUUCAGCAGCACUUCACUCUAUCAUAGCGAUGCUACCUUUUGGAAACUGCAACUUCAAGCUUACUUCAUUGUUCUUAAUGAUAUUAUGGACGACUCUCAUACGCGGAGAGGUCAACCAUGUUGGUUCAGGUUGCCUAAGGUUGGCUUGAUUGCAUUCCAAGAAUUCUCAAGAAGCACUUCAAAGGGAAGCCUUAUUAUGUCGAUCUGCUGGAUAUAUUUAAUGAGGUGGAAUUUCAAACUGCGUAUGGGCAGAUGAUUGAUCUGAAUUCCAAGGGGAGAAAGAUUUGUCAAAAUAUUCAUUGCCUCUGCAUGCAGCCACCGCCGGAUUGUAGAAUACAAGACUGCUUACUAUUCAUUUUACCUCCCAGUGAGUAUAUAUUAUUUUCCAAUUACAUAUGUGGCCUAUUAUUUUCUUUAUGGACAAUAACUUUAUUGUCUCUCGUCUCUAUAUCGUCUCCACAAUUAGGCCUUGUUUGGUUUAAAGGAGGGGAGGGAAGGGGAGAGUCAAGGAGGGAAGAGAAGGGAAGGGGAAGGAAGGAUUUUGAUAAAAAUUUGUGUUUGGUUGGAGGAAAUAGGAGGAAAGGUUUAAUGAAAAUAUUUUCCUAAUUUACCUUUAUUUGAUAGCUUACUCCUAUGGUCAUGAGUCAUACUACUUUUUUUGGAUUUUUUGAUUUUUUACUUUUUAAAUUUAUAAUUUUUUUUUUUGAAUUUUAUAACCUUUUUUAUUUUUUAAAUUUUAAAUUUUUAAAAUGUUUUGUUUUUUUUUUAUUUUAAUAAUUUUUUUUUUAAAUUUUUUGAUCUUUAAAUUUUUAAAAUUUUAAUUUUUCAAAACUUUUUAUUUUUUACCUUUUUUAUAUUAUAUCGUUUUGUCCCUUCACGUAGGAGAUGAAUAGUUUGUGGUUAUCAACAUGUUUCCUCCAAAAUACCCCGAUUUGGGGGGUUUGGAAUGGGAGGAAGUGGAGGAUUUCGGAAGCCUUCCACUUUCCUUCCCUUCCCUCCUAUUUCCUUCAACCAAACACACACAAAUCCCCCACUUUCCUCCCCUCCCCUCCGAAACCCUCCAACCAAAUAGGGCCUUAGGCUUGCGUGUCAAUCUGUCAUCCUUUUUUAUGAUAGAUGGACUGUUUUUAUUAAAAAAACCAUGCUUGUCAUUUUAGAUACCCGUACUUCAAUUCUCUUCACCACUCCGUUUUCCAGUACAAUAUUGUUCGAUUUAAGCGAUUGAAACUAAUCUUUGUGUAUUCUUAUAAGGGAGUCUAUUUGUAUGUAGUCUGUACCGACUAAAUAGAUCGUCUUAUUAGCGGUUUGUAUUCUUAAGUGAUUUAUAGUGUGUUCAUUUUAGUGCAUUUUCAACUCUAAAAGAUAAAUGCGGUAUAUGUGGUUUUGUGAAAGGUAAAAGGUCUUGUUAUACUCAUUCAAUUCUUAUAGAUUUCUAAUCCUCUAUUCCAGUGAGAAUAGAAGUCAACAGGAAACUGACAGUUAUUCUUAGAGUGAAGUCUCUAUUUAACUAUUUCUGUCUUUUUGAUGAAUUCCUAUACAUUUUGUGGAAUUCCAUUUAUAAAUGGAAUUUAUUAAUGUGUUAUUUGGGUUCCCUACUACUACGUUUUAGAUUGGGGAUAAAGUUAUAGAUAUGAGACUUUAUUAUGGCAUUAGGUUAAUUGUAAUGUUUUACUCUACUUCCAUGAAAAUUCAACGAUUUUCCCUUCAUAUUAAUGUUAAUAUGUCAAAUACUAAAGUAAUCUUAUCAGAUAAAUAUACAAUAUACUUAUAUUUAAACAAGUAACACAUUGGGUAUUUACACCUUCACGUAUUGUGAUACGUUUGUAAUUUCCGUAUGUUUAUUUACGCUUUUAGUUAGUUUUGAUUGUUUAAUAUUUCGGAAAUUACACACUUUCGGUGUAAUAGUUUAGUUUGUUAAAUUCUUGUAAUUUGUUUAGAUUAGGUUUAUUCUGAGCUUAAACAGGUCCAAGAUCAAUCAAAUGAUCAAUGGUGAAGGAAGGUGCAAGAGUACAAGACAAAAAGAAGGAAAAAUCCUGAUUUUGGUCUAUACUCGAUCGAGUAUAUACAUAUACUCGAUCGAGUAUCUGGUUGACAUUUCAAAUCGGAUCGGAUCCGAAAACAAAGGAACAUGCAGGAGAAGAUUUUCCCACGUUCGAGUGUCUAUACCCGAUCGGGUAUACUUAUAUACUCGAUCGGGUAUAGCUAUAAAAACUACCCGAGUAUUGAUCGAGUAUAGGGCGAAUUCGAUGUUCUACACAUACUCGAUCGAGUAUGUAUAUAUACUCGAUCGAGUACUCGACCUGCACCUCAAAAAGCCUAUAAAUACACCUCCUUUCCUUCACUUUAAAAACCAAUUCACAUAUACUUCUUAGCUCAGUUUAGACAAGUUCUUUCUUUAUAUUUUUCAUCAUGUUUAGUCUCCAAAUGAGGAGCUAAACUCUUCCAUCUUGGUUUUGCUACUUUGAAGCUUAAUGAUUUGUAAGUUGUGAGUUAUUUUCUUUAAUCUUCUUCCUUGAAUAUUAAUUACUUCCUAUUCAUAUUCCAUAUUAAUAUAUUGAGCAUUACUUAAAGUAUCAACUAGUCUUGUUCUAUAUAUUAAAUAUUACUAGAAUCAAUCGGUUAAUACGCUUGUUAUUAAUUCGGUUCUUUCACGGUAGUAAACUUGGGUUGUUAAUACAUGCUUCUCAUGGUUAAUAAGCCAAGGAGAAUUAAUUAUAUUGAUUGAACCAAUAAACCGCUUGUGUUGAGGUUAUCAAUCUCAAUCGUUUUCAUCUUGAUUUUAUUGCUACUAUCAAGUUAAUAUACGGCGCUUGUUCUAUAUUGACUCGGUAGUAAGUUUUAUUAAUGAACGCUUCUCGUUAUUAAUAACUACCCUCGAUGAACUGGAUAUACUCCUCGAUUGAGUAUUCGAGAGGAAGAUAGUUAAAGAUAUAAUCGGGAUCGACGAACAUUUCAUUAAGUGGAUAAAAGCAAAGCCAAGUCUUCUUCUCAUUAAUUAAACCACAUAACUCGUUCAUCUUCGUGUUUAAAUAUAAUUCAAGUACAUUUACUCAAUCUAAAUCCCCCCCUUUGUUACUAGUUUAUAAAGAGAAAAGUAUUCCUUUCCCUGUGGAUACGAACCUUACUUCGCUAUACUACGUAUUAGUGUCGUAUUGAUAUCUAUUUUGAGUGCACUUCACGACAAAGUGCACGUCAAAUUUGGCGCCAUUGCCGGGGAAAGGCAAUUUAUUUUUCUUUUUAUUUCAUUUUAAAGAAAAAAAAAAAUAUAGUUGAAGUAUAGAGAUUUCUAUUUCUUCUGAGCUUUGUUUGAGUAUAUGGUAAGAACCCGAUCCAUAAACGAAAUCAUCUACCAAACAACCCCCCAAACAGAACAAGCCUUCGAAAGGUUUAGGAAUUUAUUUCCGAAUACUUCUUCGGAGGAAUCAUCAAGUGCUAGUUCUCAAUCUAGCGAGACCGAAGAGCCAAUCACUAUGGCUCUUGAGACGAGAACAUUGAGGGAGCUCACAGCUCCGAAUCUUAAUCAACAACCCCUAUGUAUCACUUUUCCAACUCUUGAUACGGGGGUCACAUUUGAGCUAAAAUCUGGGCUCAUUCAUCUCCUUCCAUCAUUCCAUGGUUUACGAGGGGAGGAUCCGAACAAACACUUGUCGGAAUUCCAUAUUGUGUGCACAAGCAUGUGCCCCAAUGGUGUGUCCGAGGAGCAAAUCAAACUGAGGGCCUUCCCAUUCUCUCUAAAGGAUACUGCAAAGGACUGGCUUUUCUAUCUUCCUUCGGGAAGUAUCACUACAUGGCCACAAAUGAAGAAGGCCUUUCUUGACAGGUACUACCCCGCUUCUAUUUCAUCAUCACUCAAGAAGCAAAUAAGUAACAUCGAACAAAAAGAUGAUGAAUCUCUAUAUGAAUAUUGGGAGAGAUUCAAGAAGCUAUGUGCAAGUUGCCCCUAUCACGGAUACACCGAACAAGACCUCAUCCUCUACUUCUAUGAUGGUCUUGUGGAUCAAGAUCGCCGCAUGGUGAAUGCGGCGUGUGGAGGGGGCAUUGUCAACAAAACCCCUUCACAAGCGAGGGAUCUCAUCUCGGAGUUGGCCGAGAACUCCAGACACUAUAAUGGGCGAUCCUCAACUCGGAGAAUCAUGGCGGUGGAAUCCAACAACGCGUUGGAAAGUCAAGUGAACGGCUUGGCAAGUCAAGUGACCGGCUUGACUUCUUUGGUUAAAGAUUUCCUUUUAAAAUCCAAGACCCAAGAAGUCAAGGUCUGCGGUAUCUGUACACAACAAGGGCAUCCCACGGACUCAUGCCCAACUCUUCAAGAAGACACCACAGAGCAUGUCAACGCCUUGGGUUUCCAAAGCCACCAACAAAGGAGGUAUGACCCGUUCUCAAAUUCUUACAAUCCCGGAUUGAGGGAUCAUCCAAACUUAAGGUAUGGAAACCCUCAACAAGCCAACCCACCUUCUCAAUCGAGUAUGUCUACGGAAGACAUGAUUCGAACUCUUGCUACCACCAUGGGCACCUUACAACAAAACGUGGUGCAAUUUCAACAAGAAACAAAGUCAAGCAUUCAAAAUUUGGAAACUCAAGUUAGCCAAAUUUCGAAUGCUGUAAAUCGACUUGAAGCAAGAGAUUCAGGUAGGCUUCCCUCCCAAACUGAACAGAACCCAAGGCAACAAGUCAAUGCCAUCAUGCUAAGGAGUAGCCCGGAAUCACAAGCAAAGGAAAGUGAAAAAGAGGAGAUUGACCACAAGGAGGAGGAGCCAAUGAAGAGAAAAUUUCCUCCACUAUCAUCAUAUGAACCAAUCCCUCCAUUCCCUGAGGCGUUGAAAGAUACAAGGAAGCUAGAGAGUGAUCGGGACAUCUAUAAGACCUUUGCCGAUUGUGAGGUAAAUACCCCACUCUUUAAACUAAUCCAAAGUGUUCCCCGUUAUGCAAAGUUUUUGAAAGAACUAUGUGUAAUAAAAAGAAAAGAUAAAUUAAAGGGGAGACCAAAGGUUGAAGUUAGUGAGCAUGUCUCGGCAGUCUUUCAGAAAAAAUUUCCAAAAAAAUGUGACGACCCGGGCAUGUUCACUAUUCCUUGCACGAUAGGAAACACCACAUUUCCUAAGGCCUUACUAGAUUUGGGGGCAUCUAUAAACGUCAUUCCUUACUCCGUUUAUAAAACCCUACAACUUGGCCCACUACAUCAAACCGGUGUAGUGAUUCAACUAGCAGAUCGUUCUAGUACCUACCCGAAGGGUGUAUUAGAAGAUGUGCUGGUAGAAGUAGAGAAUAUGGUUUUUCCCGUCGACUUCUACGUCCUCGAAAUGGGGAAUGAUGACCAAACAGCGCCCAUCCUUUUGGGAAGACCCUUCUUAAAGACCGCAAAAACAAAAAUCGACAUGUCUAGUGGUUCAUUAACUUUAGAGUUCAAUGACCAAAAAGUAGAGUUUAAUAUCUUUGACUCUACGAAAAAACAAAUUAAAGAUCAAUCUCUUUGCUCUUUAAAUGUUUUUGAACCACCAACGCCAAAUGCUUUAAUUGAGUCGGGAACAAAGAAGAAAGGUCGGCCUUACUGGAAAAGGCAAAAGAAAAGAAAUGAAGGACGGGAUGCUCACGAUCCCACAUAAAAUAAAAAUAAAAAUAAAUAAAACGUCGUGCCACGACGUUAAAUAAGGCGCUUCUUGGGAGGCAACCCAAUCAAGGCAUGUUUUCUUUAUCAUUUUGCCAAGUAGAGUGUGUGAGUUUUUAAACAUGGAGAAAAAUGAAAAAAAAAAAAAGAGAAAAAUGAAAAAAAAAAAAAGGGAAGUAAAAUUGAGACCAGGGGAUACACCCGGUCGAGUAUAUUUAUAUACUCGGGCGGGUAUUACUAAAAAGAAAGACUCGAGUUCAGUACUCGAUCGAAUCCUCGAAAAUUUUUGAUAAAAAGAGGAAUACUCGAUCGAGUAUACUACUGUACCCGGUCGAGUAUGAGCUAAAAUGAGAAGAUAAAAAUUUCUGUCUCCUAUACUCGAUCGAGUACAGGUACAUACUCGGUCGAGUAUGCUCAGAAAAGCCAGUCUCCCAGCCCCUGUCUCCGGUACCCGAUCGGGUAUACAGGGAUACUCGAUCGGGUACCCCUGCGAUUAUAACCCCAAAUGCACUCCAAAACACUUCAUCUUCCCCAAACACACCCAAAUUUUCGAACCCCUCUCCCCCAAACUCCAUUUUUGGAUCUUCUCUCUUCCAUAUCUCACUAAUUCCUUCACCAAAUCACCCCAUUCCACCACCAAAAUACUCCCCUCACUCUCCUCUACACACUCAUACCCACAAAAUCCCUUUUUCCCAAAUAUCCAAGAAAUCCAAAAACCCUACCCCCAUUCGAAAUUUGGGUAUUUUGAGCUCCAAAACCAUCAACAAUGACACCGAGAAAGGACAAAGGGCAAAGCUCUAGAGCCAUGGCACCCAUCCCGGGUUUCGAGGACCUCAUCCCCGCCGACAACGAUCACCGGGCUCGACUCCUCACAACCAUAAAAAGGAAGGUAAAACCUUCUCGUUUUCUAUGUCACGAUGCUCUACGUGAAUUAGGAGUGUAUAAAAUGAUGAAGAAAUUCUUUCAUGAGUUGAAUAUGGACCUUGUUUUCAAAACGAAAUACAACUCAAAUGAAAGAAUUAUUUAUGAAUUUAUGAGCUCGGUGCACUUUGAGAACAAUGAGGAGGAUUUUAGGGAUGAUAGACUCGAGUUUCGUCUUUUUAACCGAAACUAUUCAAUAACGAAGCUCGAGUUUUCUGAACAUUUUGACAUCCCGGUGCCCUACGAGAGAUCCAUCUCGGAUACCACCAUUUUUGGGCACUCCCUAUGGACAAAGAUGACCGGGGAAGUGAACUUUAACUCCUCCCAAAUGUAUAUUAGUCAUGUCCAACACCCCGUCCUCCGGCUAUUCUUGAAAUUUUUAGCAAAUUGUUUGAUUGGACGCCCCAACAACCACCACACGAGGAUUGGGGACGUAUGUUUGAUCUCCGUAGCCCUUUUCCGGCGUCACGUAGACUUCAAUCUAUGUAAUCUCAUUUGGGCACAUCUAAAAAAGGAAAGCAUGGCCAAAGGUGCCAUUGUCAUGGGUGGGGUAAUUAUGCACUUGGCAAGCAAGUUCGGGUAUACGGAUAACUCUCCUAUACCCGACUAUUGUUUGAUGGACAUAGGUUGGCUAGGCCGCUCGGGAUGCACCUCUUUUUCCCAUACGGUAUAUAUUGGGGACCAACCGAAGAACAUGUAUAAUUGGAUCAUACACACCCAACCGGUCAAAUAUUUCCUAAUGCCAAGCCCGGACACCCCCAAACUACGCUACAAACCGGAAUUCGAGGAACCCCACUACCUAUUCCCUCAUGCCCUUCCACCACAUCUCCAAGAACCACAAGCCCAAGAUCUCCCAGAAGAUCAACCCGAGCACCAAGAACCCGAGGUUGCACAUCACUACCUACCCGCACCAAACCAAGCCCCCCCACCUCCCGAUUACUUCCAACAAAUGCUUGAAGGACUCAACAAAGUUACCAAUGAAGUUGGUAAAUAUCGGGAAGAACAACGGGCUGGAUUUCUAAGGCUAGAAGAGCAAAGGACAGCAGACAACCGACGGUAUGAAGAGGAUCAACGUAGGUUCUAUGGACCUAUGUACUCUUACAUGGCUCAUCAAGGCCAAUUCCACACCAUGGCUCAGCCACCCCCCACCCCCCUCUUGGUACGACCCCUCUCAAUGGGGCAACUUUGGAGGAUCUAGCUCCGGGGGUGGAGGUUUUGAUGGAGGGGAUGAUGGCGGCAACACCCACAUGGGCGAUGGGAGCUUUGGAGGAGGCUUCGGAAGCGGCUUUGGGGGCAGUUAUUACGGUGGAGAAGGCGGGCACUAGGGACAGUGCUUAUACUAAGUGUGGGGGAGGAGACUCAUCAUGGUAUGUAAUCUUUAUUUUCACACUUUACUAUGCAUGAACUUCUUUUACUCUUUGUAAACAAAAAAAAGAAUAAAUAAAAAAAUUGAAAUGCUAGUUAGGUUGAAAACCCAAGAAUGGGCAAUCUAAGCAAAAAUGGCUUAUAAAAAAAAUGAGUGAGUUAGUAAGGAUGGAAAAACAAAAAGAGAUGCUAGGAUGAAAACCUGAAAAGGCUCCUAGGCAAAAUGAGAGAUAUGAGAGAAAUAUUUGUUGUGUGCAGGAACUCAUUUGAUCUCUUGAGGAGAAAAGAAGAGAAGGCAAAGAAGAAGAGGCAAGAAGAUGGAGCAUAGAAGAUCAUAAAACCCAAGAAAGAAAGUUGUUUGUAAAAUCAUUUUCUUAUUUCUUGGUGAUCUUAGUUCAUUUCCUUCUUGAACUCAUGGAAUGGUCUUAAACUGUUUGAACAUUUGACUUUACUCGAGGACGAGUAAAGAACUAAGUGUGGGGGAGUUGAUACGUUUGUAAUUUCCGUAUGUUUAUUUACGCUUUUAGUUAGUUUUGAUUGUUUAAUAUUUCGGAAAUUACACACUUUCGGUGUAAUAGUUUAGUUUGUUAAAUUCUUGUAAUUUGUUUAGAUUAGGUUUAUUCUGAGCUUAAACAGGUCCAAGAUCAAUCAAAUGAUCAAUGGUGAAGGAAGGUGCAAGAGUACAAGACAAAAAGAAGGAAAAAUCCUGAUUUUGGUCUAUACUCGAUCGAGUAUAUACAUAUACUCGAUCGAGUAUCUGGUUGACAUUUCAAAUCGGAUCGGAUCCGAAAACAAAGGAACAUGCAGGAGAAGAUUUUCCCACGUUCGAGUGUCUAUACCCGAUCGGGUAUACUUAUAUACUCGAUCGGGUAUAGCUAUAAAAACUACCCGAGUAUUGAUCGAGUAUAGGGCGAAUUCGAUGUUCUACACAUACUCGAUCGAGUAUGUAUAUAUACUCGAUCGAGUACUCGACCUGCACCUCAAAAAGCCUAUAAAUACACCUCCUUUCCUUCACUUUAAAAACCAAUUCACAUAUACUUCUUAGCUCAGUUUAGACAAGUUCUUUCUUUAUAUUUUUCAUCAUGUUUAGUCUCCAAAUGAGGAGCUAAACUCUUCCAUCUUGGUUUUGCUACUUUGAAGCUUAAUGAUUUGUAAGUUGUGAGUUAUUUUCUUUAAUCUUCUUCCUUGAAUAUUAAUUACUUCCUAUUCAUAUUCCAUAUUAAUAUAUUGAG
Messenger RNA from Cuscuta epithymum, 9532 nucleotides. The record is from the annotation of a GenBank genome assembly. Lineage: Eukaryota; Viridiplantae; Streptophyta; Magnoliopsida; Solanales; Convolvulaceae.